AUCUUGAUCUUAUGUUCUUAAAAACGCCUUAGGUACUGGCUAUACACCUACUGUCUUAGCGUAAAUCGUGUUGACAAUCACACAUAACAUUUUUAUCAUUGAACAUUAUUAUUUCUCUUGAGUUAUUAAUUUAUUGUUAAAGUCAACACGGACGUUUCAUCGUUAAUUAUCAAUAACUGUUUUGAGUGACUAUUUCGAUUUUCGUUUACUGUACGCGUGUAAGCACUCAACUAUACGUUUUGUGGCGGACAGCAGACCACGAUGGCAAACGAGAGAACGUACGUAGUACCUAGCUUGUUGCAAACGGCAGCACCGAACGCUUGCACCGAGAUCGAGCGUGGCAGGUUCGACUUUCUGGAGGUACCGGACGUCGAUAUGCGACAUUGUUGCGAGUCGCUGUUAGAAAUAUUAAAAAUCGAGAAAAACCGAAACGAGGGCAACGAAGGACAGACCAUGUUCAUCAGGUUGCAGUUGACCAGCAAGGACAAGAGGUUUCUAAACAUAUGCGAGGAGGCAGCGUCGCACGGGCACAUAAAUUGCCUGAAACUCGCUCACGAGAUUGGCGUCCCUUGGAACGAUAAGGCGUGCAAACGGGCUGCGAGUUCGGGGCAUCUGGAGUGUCUACGAUACGCACGGGAAAACGGGUGCCCGUGGGACGAGAAUACGUGCAGCAAUGCCGCACAAAAGGGUCACAUUGACUGCCUGAUAUACGCACGGGAAAACGGGUGCCCUUGGGACCUUAAUACAUGUAACGGUGCCGCAAUGGGGGGUCACAUUGACUGCCUGAUAUACGCACGGGAAAACGGGUGUCCGUGGGACGAGAAUACGUGCAGCGAAGCCGCAUCAAAGGGUCACAUUGACUGCCUGAUAUACGCACGGGAAAACGGGUGCCCGUGGGACGCAGAUACGUGCAACUUUGCAGCGAAAUACGGACACAAGGACUGCCUAGUUUACGCACGGGAAAACGGUUGCCCUUGGAAUGAGAAAACUUGCAGCUAUGCCGCAUUGAACGGUCACAUGGACUGCUUGAUAUACGCACGGGAAAACGGGUGCCCGUGGGACGCGAAUACGUGCACCUUUGCAGCAAAGAACGGACACAAGGACUGCCUAGUUUACGCACGGGAAUACGGGUGCCCUUGGAACGACUGGACAUGCUUAAGUGCCGCAACAAACGGUCACAUGGACUGCCUGGUAUACGCCCGGGAAAACGGGUGCCCGUGGAAUGAGAAAACUUGCAGCUAUGCCGCUUUGAAUGGUCACAUGGACUGCCUGAUGUACUCACGGGAAAACGGGUGCCCGUGGGACGCGGAUACGUGCAACUUUGCCGCGAAGAACGGCCACAAGGACUGCCUAGUUUACGCACGGGAAAACGGGUGCCCUUGGAAUGAGAAAACUUGCAGGAAUGCCGCAUUGAACGGUGACAUAGACUGCCUGAUAUACGCACGGUUAAACGGGUGCCCGUGGGACGAGAAAACGUGCAGCUUUGCCGCAUUUUCCGGUCACAUUGACUGCCUGAUAUACGCACGGGAAAACGGGUGUCCGUGGGACGCGGAUACGUGCAACUUUUCCGCGAAGAACGGCCACAAGGACUGCCUAGUUUACGCACGGGAAAACGGGUGCCCUUGGAAUGAGAAAACUUGCAGCUAUGCCGCAUUGAACGGUCACAUGGACUGCCUGAUAUUUGCACGGGAAAAAGGGUGCCCGUGGAACGAGAAUACGUGCAGCUUUGCCGCACAUUCCGGUCACAUUGACUGUCUGAUAUACGCACGGGAAAACGGGUGUCCGUGGGAUAAGCAAACAUGGUUCUAUGCCGCAUCGAACUUUUAUGGCGCAUCGAUGUUUGGCGAGGACGUCGACAAGGAAUGCUUUGUUUACGCACGGGAAAACGGGUGUCCUGGUAACCCCAACUCGUACUUAAAUGCCGGAACAAUGGACAGCCCGAUGUACAGACUGCAGGCGGACUCGUUUCCGUGGGAUGUUGAUACGUGCACCUUAGCAACAAAGAACGAUCACAUGGACUGCGAGGUAUACGCACGUGAAAACGGGGGCGUAAUUCUGUUUUAGCAACCUAUCGAUUUUUCAAAUUUUUAUUUUACAUUCUUACAAAUCAACAUUAAACACUCAUUUUGAAAAAUCGAUAGGUUUGCUAAAUAAGGUGUCAAAACGGGUGCCCUUGAGACGAGAUGAAGUGCACCUACGCUGAACGGUCUCAUACCGAUUGUUCUACACAAAUAUUUGGUUGCCCCAAGGCCUAAUCAAUUCAUCAUAACUAGAAACUCAAGUAAUAUUUUAUCGUCAAUGUUUUUAUUCAUGUGACACAUCGACUGUCUUUUUUUUAUUAUGAUUGUAUAUGUUACAAGUUCUUAGAAUAUAGAAUAUUUUGUAUCCUGCUAAGGGCCAAUACACCAACUUAAUAUUGUAAAUUAUAAAUAAAAAGUUUGAUAAUCAUUAUAUAUUUUAA
Messenger RNA from Acyrthosiphon pisum (pea aphid), 2461 nucleotides. RefSeq lists its product as uncharacterized. The record is from RefSeq and is a predicted model, not a curated record. Lineage: Eukaryota; Metazoa; Arthropoda; Insecta; Hemiptera; Aphididae.